This is a messenger RNA of Kwoniella shivajii, 1080 nucleotides long. RefSeq lists its product as uncharacterized. Gene Ontology annotation, cellular component: Golgi apparatus. Gene Ontology annotation, molecular function: antiporter activity; GDP-fucose transmembrane transporter activity. The coding region runs from base 1 to 1080 and encodes 359 amino acids. Lineage: Eukaryota; Fungi; Basidiomycota; Tremellomycetes; Tremellales; Cryptococcaceae. The record is from RefSeq and is a predicted model, not a curated record. The transcript is spliced from 10 exons. Gene Ontology annotation, biological process: protein O-linked glycosylation via fucose; GDP-fucose import into Golgi lumen.
AUGUCGCCAAAGGCAGAACAACAUUCCAGAUUAGCAGUGCUCGGAACAGUAGUGUUCUAUAUGGUAGUAGCAAUUAGUAUGACACUGUUGAAUAAAUCCGUAUUGAGCUCAACGCCCAUGCCUGUUUUCCUACUGUUGUGUCAAUCUGCCGUCGCGGUCCUACUAUUGGGCUUAGAGAACGCUUUCGGACCCUAUAAAACACCCAAAUUCGAAUCCACCACCGCUAAGGAAUUAGUCCCCUUGGUUUUCGUCAAUGUUCUUGGACUGAUAUUCAACAACGCUUGCUUGCAAUAUGUUGAUGCAUCUUUUCAUCAAGUUGCUAGAGGCUUAGUACUUCCUUUUACUAUCAUAGUAACGGUCAUAGUACUUCAUCAAUACCCUUCGCCUCUCGCAUUGAUAGCAGCAUUAGUAGUGACGUUUGGGUUUUUCUCUGGGGUGUUAUUGGAUCCAAAUCACGCUUCUUCAGCUGCAUCAGCUGCUGUAGCAGGAGAACAUACUUCAUCUCUAGGAAUAACCUUUGGUGCAAUGUCAAGUGUCUCAAGUGCUUGUCAUGCUGUUUUGAUCAAACGUGGAUUGGCAUCGGUAUCGAAUUCACCUAUAUCCUUGUCAUAUUAUAAUAACAUCUUAUCGACUUUAGCUUUGAUUCCAAUGUUCAUUAUUUCAGGUGAAGUACCAGCAGCCAUCAAUAUGUUAUCGAAUGGAACAGCAAGUCAAUUUGUUUGGGGUGCGGCGAUCACAGGAUUCUUCGGUUUCUUGAUUUCGUUAGCAAGUUUCCUCUCUAUCAAAGUCACUUCACCUGUGACGCACAUGAUAUCUUCCGCCUCAAGAGGUGUUUUACAAACCAUGUUAGCAGUCUACAUCUUUGGUGAUAUCAUGUCAAGAGGUCGAAUAAUAUCGAUCUUCUUGAUUAUCACAGGAUCAGUAUUAUACGUUUACGCCAAAAACGAGGAUUCGAAACGAGCCAAACAAUUCGAUAAGUCAACUUCGAACGGGAAUGCAGAAUCACAAGAUCCGGAAUCACUAGAAAGAGGCGAUAUCCUUUUCUCUUCUGAGAAGGAAAAGGAUGGGUAUAACGAGUAG